UGGCUGAUUUCCACGAAAUUCAGUUGUUAAAUCGAUUUUCUUGAUUUCCGUUGCAGUCUUCGGAUUGAUGCUCGGCGGAAGAAACAUUUGCGGAUUAUCCUGAACUUUACUGGGCCGAAAUGACAAAUCCAAGAGAUUUUGAUAGGAAUUUCCAAAAUGUCAAAAUUAUCUGAUUGUGAACCACUUCAAAAGCGAGAUUCAAUUACUCCAAGGGCAUAUGUCAAAUCGUAUUGUUGUUGUUGUAUGUUUGAUCAGAAACGGGAGGAUCCAGCAUUAUUUGAUGAAGAAAACAUAAAAUAUCGAGCGUUUUUCGGAACUAUGCAUAUUCGGCAUGUUCUUGUUAUUUUGGCAAUUAUCAAAACUUUCCUAGUUUUUUCUUUCUUGUUUUUGCAAGCCAUGGAUACUGAGUCGCCAUUGGGUGUAUUUUCCGCAACAUUUGGUUUCCUCACAGUUUGUAUCACAAACGUUUUAUUGAUUGCUGGAGUCCGUCUGAAGAGGUACAUCUUCUUGAUUCCAUACUUCACAGUUUGCGUCUUAUUCAUUUUUGUACUCAUUCUCCAUCUUUUCGUCGAUUUCCUCGACACUGCCAAUUCGAAAAAUACCGUCGAAAUGCAGUCAAUCCUUCAUAAUACUGUUUUGUUAUUUAUGAUUUGCUUCGAAGUUUAUAUGUUGUCUGUCGUUUGGCGGGCGUUCGUCUACAUUUGCGAUUUCAAUAUGCAACGGCAGAUUGAGAAAAUUGUGCAAAAAAAAUCGAUGGUGAAACGUUCGUUCGAUAUUGAAUACGAUCUAGUCCGAAACGAAAUAAUCCGCGCUGAAGUGAAAGCAAAUGAAGAGCUCGUAUAACAGAUCCUCAAAUGAUUCCUUGUACUUUUGUCCUCAAAAACCAAAUACUACCUCAUACUUCAUGAUCUCUCAUUCCUUAGCAGCUUUCUUCCAAAAACUGUAAAGCAACUACUUCCGACCGCGAUUAAUUUGAAAUCCGAAAUCCGAAAUCCUAAACGAAGAGAUGCGAAAUAAAAAGAAAAUUGGUGGCGCUCCAGGCAAUUGUCACACUCGGACACCGGAUCCUCCGAGACGUUCAACUAAUCCGCUCGACACUGCUUCUAGUCAUACUUAAACCGUUUUGUUUUCUAUAUUUACUACUAUUCUACUUCAUUUUUCAUCUUUUCAGAAAUAUGAAUCUGAUCUUUUUACUAUUCACUUUUCCCAUCUUCGUAGACAAUUUUUUGUUUGGUUUCGGUAAGUUUGAACUAUUUGAAAUUCCAAUUAUUAUGUGGAGUUAUUAAUGAAAUACAUAUGAAGUAAGCUUGACUUUA
This is a messenger RNA of Caenorhabditis elegans, 1316 nucleotides long. It is a transcript of the gene R102.6, whose product is annotated as MARVEL domain-containing protein. The record is from RefSeq and is marked reviewed. The transcript has 7 exons. NCBI's taxonomy places the organism in Eukaryota, Metazoa, Nematoda, Chromadorea, Rhabditida, Rhabditidae. The coding region runs from base 157 to 843 and encodes 228 amino acids.